CUGCAGCUUCCAGCUUUUUCUGCAACAAUUAUCACAAAAACGCAUGUGAGAUUGCAGAGGGGCUGUAGAUAUAUGCAGACUAUGAGUUUCUCCUUUUUUUCUUUUUUAAUUUUUGGAUGCUGGUGUGCCGCGGGAAUUCUGACAAGGUUAAAGUGUGCCGUUGCUCAAAAAAGGUUGAAAAACACUGAUCUAAAGACUACGUUACUUUUUAAAAUUAAAAACAUUUUCUUUUCUUUUUUUCUCCAACAGAGAGCCACGUUGGAGUGGUCAAAGAGCCCCACAUGUGGCCCCAGGGCCUCGGGUUUCCUCUGCAUCAUUCACUUUACUAUAAGUUCAAGCUAGGAAAUAAAUGGCAGAUGUUUAAGUCUAAUCUCUAAGCAGAAGAAUUUUUUUUCCAGUGCAACAACUGAGAAGACGUCUUUUAUCAUUUCAAAUUAAAGCUGAAUAGAAGCGAGCACAUCCAUGCAGCACCAAGUCCUGAAAGCUGCAGCUCUCUAAAGUUUACUUUCAGAAAAAUACAAACCCGAUGAAAAGAUCUUUCCAUUGGAAGUUUGUCACAACCAACUUGGUGGUUAGAAAUUGUGAAGUCAGACGCCAAUUUAAAUGAGGGCAAGCUGUUCAGCAAAAUAAUACAGGAUGUGCAUUCUGUAAGAGCAGCGGAAGUGAGUAUAGUUAAUUAAUAAGCGAGCUAUAAAUCAUUCUCCUGGGAAAUGACUGCUCACACCAUGACAUGUAAUCCUGAAGUGUCAUUACGCAUCAGCAGUUUGUGUCUCAGCUGCACCACAGCUUUAUGCCAGACGAUUAUGAACGUUCCUGCAAACACAAUCUUUUUGCAUCGUUUAGCAAAAUCAUCCUGUUUUUUAAGUUGUCUUCCACAUGUAAUAAUUUUUUACUUAAAAUUGGGAUGAAAAUUUGGAAUUUAGGGUUCAGUUCAUUUGCUAUUUUGUCAUUAUUGCUUCUCUGUUUUGUCUUCUGGUUCUAUAGGUUUAGUGUCUGCAUUACAUCAUAAAAAGGUCCAUCUGUAGCGUUAGUUUAUCUUGCUAGGAUAAAAACAACUCUUUUUGCACUUUAAUUUGUUUUUAUUAAUUUAACACGGCCAGCUCUUAAAAGACAAAAAGGCGGGGAAGCCUCUAGUCAUUUGGGUAAAUGAGUUAGCUGGUUUAUUGACCCUCCGUUUAAAUAGGGCUGUUGGACUUUCUCCUCCUCCAGUAGCUGCUCACACAUCAUCCCCAACGUUUGCGCUUCUGGAGAGCCAUUCAUCCGCGCUGAACAUGCGACCGGUCUUUGUUUCAUUGAUCCUGAUUGCCGCACACAUUUCUGCAGAAGCAGACUGCAGGGCGAUCUUUCAGCUGCAGCAGCGGCAGCACGUGACGGGCAGCAACAAAACGGGGACACGCUCGAGUUCCACCACGGGAAGAAAAAGUUUGAACUGGGGGCUGAAUGCAGCAGUGAAAAAAGGCAGUUACAGAGGCCUUCUGGUUGUUGUUCCAGUGAGAACAGCUACAAGCAACUUUGUGUCAAUAUUUGACUUGAGGACGAAACAGUUUCUCUGCUCCAACUCAAAGGGACAGCUGAUCAAGUCUAGACAGAAGGACAGACCGGACUGUUUUCUCCAGCGCUUCAGGUUAAAUCUGGCAAAGCGGCGCCAUGUGUUUUCCUCAACAAGUGGGAAGCAGCUGCUCAAACCGGGGGGAGGAGACGAGCCCCCAGAAGUCUCCUCCGUCCUGCUGGAGAGGGCGAAGAGGCACAGAAGGAGUAAGGAGGUGAACCCCUCUGACCCGCUCAUGUCAGAAACGCAUCCGUCGCUUCCUGCCAAAGAUGGAGAUAAGAGCCAGCCGGAGCAGGACCAGGCUGGAGCCGUGUCCAAGGAAACCAUCGCGUCCUGCGACGACCCGCUGCGGGUGCUGAGGCCCAACGGCUCGGGAAGCCCCGUCAAGACCAACAUUGUAGGCCGCGCGGAGCAAAACUGAGACUUGAGGGGAACCGGUCCCACUGGGGGAGCGGAUCCUCCCCUGACGUUUCUGUGCAUAACAGACUCACACUUUUUUAUUCCAUCGUUACAAGGCGUCAAAUGUGUUGGCGUUCACGACACGAAGCUUCACUGGUGUCAAAACUACCUGAUGUCCCGGUAAACCUGGUUACAUCACAGCGCCUCGUUCUGUUUGAAGAACAGACCUCUGAUAAAUCUGGCAACAUCUGACGUAAGUUUGAUCCAGCCUCCUGCUGUCCUUCAACCUACUUUAUCUGUUAAAUUUUAAUCCAGAAAGCAGAUGAGGCCAUGUUUGUUUUGCAUAAAUAAAAUAGGCCAAUCGAGGCGUAAUUCCCGGUCUUUGUCUAUGAAUGAACGUCAAUUUCAUGUUUUAAAAAAAAAAAAAAGGAAAAAGAUCAGGUGCUGGACACCAAAAGUCACAGCAAUGAAAUUUAUUUAUUUAUUGAAAUGUGUAAACGUGACUCUAGCUUGGUGUUUUAUUUAUAUACUUCACAAUGUAUUGUUUCUGACAUGAAAAAAAAGAAAUGACUAUUUCAUGGAUUUUCUGUUUGUUUUUUCUGACCCCAUUGGCAGAUUUUCUGUAUUUGUACUUUUCUUUUAUUGUGCAGACAGUCAAACAACAACUUCUGUUGCUCACUUUUGUCACUUGUACUUAAAGCUGUGCUAAAAGAUGACGGAUGACAUGAAGAAUGUGCGUCCCUCUACGUUUAUGCUCAGAUUUAGUCAAAUAAAAGAGUUUGCUUUUCCUCGA
This is a messenger RNA of Oryzias latipes (Japanese medaka), 2741 nucleotides long. RefSeq lists its product as uncharacterized. The record is from RefSeq and is a predicted model, not a curated record. NCBI's taxonomy places the organism in Eukaryota, Metazoa, Chordata, Actinopteri, Beloniformes, Adrianichthyidae.